AUGACGGCUACGAACGGUUCUCCGUCACCCAAACCUCGUCCUGGGAGACAUCAUCGUCAUACUAAAAGUAGCUCAUCGUUACCGACUUUUGGCCCUAGAAACUAUCAUACUGUCAACCAGGGCUAUCAGAUUCCCGUUAGCACACAUUUGAUUUCAUUUAACGGUCACCACCACCACCAUCACCACAAUAGCUCUGUUGCUCGCUCUGGCGCUGUUCUGACACCACCCCAAACACCAAAAACCCGAGGAUUUAGUCCGGGCACGGAGACUUCAAGCAAGAAGAAGAAGAAGAAGACGAGGGGUGGACAAAAGGAUAGUGUGCCAACUACGAAAUCUGUUCCCCUUCCUUCCUCCACUGCCGGUACCAACGAGUUUGUCAAAGCCCAGCCUGCAAACAUUACCGAACCCGUUCCUUCCGGCCAAAUGACUCCCCCAAAGCUUUCAAACACCCCCAUGAAAGCAUAUGCCGGUCCUUUGUUCCACUCGUCUCCGAACCCUUCCGCACUUCCUGUUCCCAAGUUCUUCUCUAGGUCCGUACCAGCUACUCCUGCGGGGAAUGGUUUGCGAGCGAUGAUGGAGAGUGAAGAUUCGGAGGACAAUUCAACUUCCUCCUCUGCCGAGCAGACCGAGGAAUCGCAUCUUCAGAGAUUGUUCAGGGCCGAUAAGGAAGAAAAGGAGCGCAUGAAAAUGAAGCGUCAAAGCUCUGGGUCAAGUUCAUCCACUGAGGGCUCCCUUGGAACACCUUUUGAACGUUCCGAGUUCAAUGGCAAUGGGUCGGGUGCAUUUCUCAUUGACAGUCAGGGACAAUGGCUUACUGGGUGCUUAGUGUUUUCGAAACGGCCCGAUCUGCCCCGCGUGCUCCUAGGCCAGCGGACGGAAUCUUCUCAAUUGAUGUUGACAAGCCGACUCCGCCUGUUCCGACCCGCUUGUUCGAUCAUACUCACCCCUCGCCGCCCAACCGUACAUCGCCGGUUCCAUCGCAAGUUCAGACUGUUUUUGCUCUAUCUAGGGAGGAUGAUCUCAAACAUACGGCUAAUCUCUUGAAAUCUCGCCUCUUGUCUCCGUCGGCCUCACCGAAGCACGAAGAACCUUCCCCACCUGCCCCGGGAUCCCAAGAGUCGCACUUGGAUGCGAGACCGCCUCUAACUCCGGCCCGGAGCAAUCGAGUCGGCCCAGAUCAAGGGUUUGUUGGAGCUCCAAGCUAUUCUCCCGAUAGGAUUCCUCGAGCUUCUGUCAACAAUUUGCUCGACUCGAUGGUACGACAUGCUGGACCCCCGCAGUCUCCGCUUACCCUGAGGGCGUCGCCUUUUCACCGUGAUGCCCCUUUGAACCUUGGUCCACACCAAAGGAAUUCACAACCCAAAAAGUCAGCACUCGCAUCCAAGCUUGAGACUGCUGGAGGCCCUGUUACACCGUCAAAAAGCGUUGCUGAAAUGGAGAAUGACCUGAGGAGGGUCCUAAACUUGGGUGCCUAUGCUUCAAACGCUGCCUUGGGCGGUGGUGUUUUGAUUUGA
Molecule: messenger RNA, 1514 nt
Organism: Tuber aestivum (summer truffle)
Lineage: Eukaryota; Fungi; Ascomycota; Pezizomycetes; Pezizales; Tuberaceae
Source: the annotation of a GenBank genome assembly